AUUAAUACGAGUCGUGUAUGUGACAACUAAUAUAUUAAGACCUAAGUGCUUUUCGCGCAGGUACUGAUUUUUAUUCCCAACGCAGAGAUGGCUAUCGCGUUCAAAGUCGGCAUUAUUGGAGGUACUGGUUUAGAUGAUCCGAAGUUUUUUAACAGACAUAAGGAAAAGAAAGUUUCCACUCCUUAUGGAGAGCCUUCUGAUGUUCUGGAAGUAGGUACCAUUGCAGGUGUCGAUUGUGUGUUACUUUCUAGACAUGGGCGAUCUCAUUCCAUACAACCAACUAAUAUAAACUUUAGGGCCAAUAUAUGGGCUUUAAAGGAGGAAGGUUGCACGCAUAUUUUGGCCUCUACAGCCUGUGGAUCUCUAAGACAGGAAAUUGAACCCGGACACUUUGUCUUUAUUGAUCAGGCCAUCGAUCGGACGACUAAGAGAGUACAAACGUUCUAUGACGGAGUGGUUGGUCAUCCGCCUGGAAUUUGCCAUCUUCCUCUCGCAAAUCCCUUUAAUGAAAAACUGCGAGACGCCUUAAAAGAGAGCGCCGCACGCUUGGGUAUUCCCCACCACACCGGGGGGACUGUGAUCACUAUUGAGGGUCCGCGGUUCAGCACCAGGGCUGAAAGCCUUAUGUAUCGCUCGUGGGGAGGGGACGUUAUCAACAUGACAACGUUUCCCGAAGUGGUUCUGGCUAACGAGGCUGGUUUACUCUACGCAUCGGUUGCCUUAGCUACAGAUUACGACUGCUGGCGUAGUGAAGGGGAACAUGUGUCGGUGGAAUUGGUCUUGGAAACGCUACGCAAGAACUCGGAAAACUGCAAACGACUGAUUUUAGACGUCAUUCCUCGAUUGGCGGCCAUCGAUUGGUCCCAUGACAUCAAGUGCGCUAAAUAUACUUGCAACUCUUCUGUAAUGCUCCCGUUCAUAAAAGAAUAAAAAUUAUACCUAAGUAAA
This is a messenger RNA of Zophobas morio, 948 nucleotides long. Its product is annotated as S-methyl-5'-thioadenosine phosphorylase-like. NCBI's taxonomy places the organism in Eukaryota, Metazoa, Arthropoda, Insecta, Coleoptera, Tenebrionidae. The record is from RefSeq and is a predicted model, not a curated record. The coding region runs from base 88 to 930 and encodes 280 amino acids. The transcript has 8 exons. Gene Ontology annotation, biological process: nucleoside metabolic process. Gene Ontology annotation, molecular function: S-methyl-5-thioadenosine phosphorylase activity. Gene Ontology annotation, cellular component: cytosol.